Trichoderma citrinoviride is the source of this 1164-nucleotide messenger RNA. RefSeq lists its product as hypothetical. Gene Ontology annotation, molecular function: protein binding. The transcript has a single exon. The record is from RefSeq and is a predicted model, not a curated record. Bases 1 to 1164 code for a protein of 387 amino acids. NCBI's taxonomy places the organism in Eukaryota, Fungi, Ascomycota, Sordariomycetes, Hypocreales, Hypocreaceae.
AUGGCGACCAAUCUUUCCCGAGGCGACCCUGCCGCCCCUUCCAAGGAGAGCGGCAAGGUUGAGAUUAGCAAUCUCAUGUCGCCCCCUGACAACCUGCUUGACACCUUCAACCAGAGCCAUGGCCCUGGACAGUCAAAGAUGCUCUCUGCCAUGGCCACUGUCGUCGGCUCCAUGCCACCCAGCGGCGGGCUCUCCUCUGACAAACACCCGCUGCCCAUGUCGCCUCCGAUCUCACCCUACAACAAGCAUGUCUCCAGCAGCGCCUCGCCCAGCACGCCGCCCGGCCAGGCCAUUCAGGAUCCCGUUCUCUACCCCGUCGACGAGGCUUCGCCGUCCAGCCCGCCUCAGGCGCCUCUGUUUGCACCCGCCGAGAUUGAGCACCACAAGCGCAUCGUGGACGAGCAUGUCCGCGCUCGCCAGUCGUCCACAAUCAUCUUCACCAAGGUGUCGCCGCCCCUGCGGGAGGACUACGAGCUGGCCUUGACCUUCCGCUCGCAGGUCAUGAAGCACUUCACCAGCGACCGCCGCGGAUGGCUACUCAAGGAGCGUGCCCUGCUCGUGGCGGACCGACAGGCGGGAGCCGGAGCCCAGCGCUUCCCAACUAUCCUGCCGGCCAAGCCGAUUGCAGCCAAGCCGGCCCGAUCGCAGCGCACCGAUCGCGUCUCUAAGCCACAGGCCACGGCUCCCCGCCCCAUCCGCUCCGGCGCGGGUCCCUCGGUCGUGGUUCGACCCGCCGCUGGCCGCCGCCCAAGCGCCACGCCCGAGCCAUCCCGCCGGAUCGUGGCCCCUAACCGCGAGGACAAGGACUUCAACGCCCUUCCCGACUACUGCCCGCCUCUCAGCUCCCUCCCCAGCCGGGCAAACAGCCUCAAGGUUGACUGGAAAGGUCAACCCAUCGACCUGUCCAACGACCCGUACCACGACUUGCUUCACCCUGACGAAAUCAUCCUCGCCGGCAAUCUGCGCCUGGACUGCGCCACCUAUCUCACCAGCAAGCGUCGCAUGUUCGAGCGCCGCCUCCAGUGCCUCCGGACUGGCAAGGAGUUCCGCAAGACCGACGCUCAGCAGGCUUGCAAGAUUGACGUCAACAAGGCCUCGAAGCUCUGGACUGCCUUUGACAAGGUGGGCUGGCUCAACGCCGACUGGGUUCGACGCUUCUUGUAA